Nematocida minor is the source of this 1362-nucleotide messenger RNA. Its product is annotated as ATP-dependent RNA helicase DDX19/DBP5. Gene Ontology annotation, molecular function: nucleic acid binding; ATP binding; RNA helicase activity. The record is from RefSeq and is a predicted model, not a curated record. The transcript has a single exon. Bases 1 to 1362 code for a protein of 453 amino acids. NCBI's taxonomy places the organism in Eukaryota, Fungi, Microsporidia.
AUGCAUAAUAAGAAGGAGGAUGAUAACUUGGAUCUUGUGCCAGAAGACUCGAACAGAAGCAGAGGGAUGGACCUGCCAGACGACGUAAGAUUUGCUCUGGAGAUGAUCAACCAAAUGGAGGUCUCCAAAAAAGAGAAUUCAAGCGCAGAGGAGUACAAAAACUCAUUGCUCUCAAGCGAGCUUCUUUCAAAAAACAGUUUUGAAGAUCUGAGCAUUCCCGAAAACAUCAUAAAAGCACUGCGAUCGCUGGAUUUCAAAAACCCCAGCGCGAUCCAGCAGAAGUCAAUACCAGAAAUAGCCAAAGGAGACGACGUAGCAUUCCAGAGCCACAGUGGAUCGGGAAAGACCAUUGCGUUCCUUGUGGGAGCUCUGUCCGUCCUGGAUAUAGAGACAAAGUGUCCGCAAAUAAUUAUUAUUACGCCCACAAGAGAUCUGAGCAAGCAAAUAUCUGCUGUGCUGGAGAAGUUCAAAGAAACAAUAGACUUCACAUCCCUGCAGGCUCUGCCUGAUAUCAUAGAAGAGAGAGCAGAACCUGAAAUAACAGAGCAGAUAAUAGUCGGAUCCCCAGGGACCAUUAAAAAAAUACUCAGAGACUUCAAAAAUAUAAACAAUGUAAAGAUGGUUAUUCUAGACGAGGCAGAUGCUCUGCUGGAGGAAGACAUGGGAGCACAGACAGUUUCAGUGGUGAACAAGAUACGAAACAAACAGCUCGUCUUGUUCAGCGCCACUUUCAGCAGCAGAAUGAAGGAGGCAAUUGCAGUGCUAUCAAAGAAAGUGAAAACAUGGUAUCUCGAAGAGUCAAGUAUCAAGCCUGCAAAUAUAACACAGUUUUACAUGGAGGUGUCUGAGAACAAAAAACAGGAAACUCUUAGAAAGCUGUACGAGCUGAUCUCUGUGGGCCAGUCUAUAAUAUUCGUGCACUCGAGAGAUAAGGCAGCAGAUGUGCAGAGAGACCUGAAGAAAGACGGAUUUGACUCGGAGCUGCUCCACGGCCAGCUGACAAAGUCCGACAGAGAUGAAGUUAUUUCGCGCUUCAAGAAAGGAGAGAUAAAAGUUCUUGUGACGACAAAUGUGCUCAGCAGAGGCCUUGAUGUGCCCCAGCUGAAUUUGGCAGUUAACUACGAUAUGCCAAAGAAAAUAACAGGAGGGCCAGACAUUGAAACAUACGUGCAUAGAAUUGGAAGAACAGGAAGAUUUAACAGAGCAGGUGUGUCCAUUACGUUCAUAACGGGGGAGAAAGACAGAAGCGAUCUGCUAGCCAUACAGAGGGCAGUGGGCUCGCAAAUAAAGUACAUCACACUUGAGGCUCUCACAAAAGCCAUAACCGAAAAACAGAAAUUAGAGGAUUCUGACGACGAAUGA